This is a messenger RNA of Oncorhynchus nerka (sockeye salmon), 11470 nucleotides long. It is a transcript of the gene setd2, whose product is annotated as SET domain containing 2, histone lysine methyltransferase. The record is from RefSeq and is a predicted model, not a curated record. Gene Ontology annotation, cellular component: chromosome; nucleus. Gene Ontology annotation, biological process: regulation of DNA-templated transcription. Lineage: Eukaryota; Metazoa; Chordata; Actinopteri; Salmoniformes; Salmonidae. Gene Ontology annotation, molecular function: protein binding; histone H3K36 methyltransferase activity. The transcript has 23 exons. The coding region runs from base 449 to 9271 and encodes 2940 amino acids.
GCCGUUGUAGCACGGCAUUUCUAGACAUUUAUCUAGGUAGCCAUUGUCAAAAGAAAAUAUAACGUUAGCCAACAAAAUUGUGCAACCCAGCUAGAAAUCACAUGUUUAAUUAGCUGCCUCUUUAUUUUUAUUUUUUUUAGAAUACCUCACCAAAUUGAGUAGUAAUCACAACUUUGCACCGCUUUUCUGAUUUAAUAGGCUAGGUACUUACAGUUAACUAGCUAGGUACCAUUUCGACCCCGUGUGGACGUCGGCAGCGCUGGAUGUUUUUCAGCCAAGACGGGAGCUGUUUGUUAUCGGUGUGAGGUUCAUGUUAGGAGAUGGGGGACCUUUAUGACCCAGAGCACCCGAAAGAGUGUGACAUCGCGUUGGAGAGCUCACUGCUCUGAACUGGUUUAUUCUUGGCCAGCAGCUUCUACUGGGCUACAAACACCAGAACCACUGUGUAAUGGAUGCUCUGGUGGACUCAGAGAUCAGGGAAGAGGGAGGCGAUACCUCGGUCAAGGUUGAGGGCCUCACCAAGGCAGCUUUACUCAAAGGCCUCUCGCCUCGAGUGAUGUUGUCCAGCCAUCUCCUGCCUAAAGGAACCAAGAGGAAGGUGAACCUGGACGAUCAGGGUCGCCAGAAAGUGUCUUUCAGCUUCUCUCUGACAAAGAAACCGCUGCAGAACUUAUUCCUUGCCCCUCCCAGUCAGGAAAAAUCUCUUGCUGAACUCCCCUCUGUCCUGUCACCUACAACCUCACUCCCUCAGGACAGAGCAGGGCAGCAUACGGAAAGCCAAAAUGAGCAAAUGCAGCCACCAUUGUUGGUGCCCACACCAGUAGCAGAGAUCCUUGCACCUCAGACGGCAGUCUCCUCUGUCCCCAAACCUAAAGUGGACUUGGGAAAGAUGCACUUCAAGAAACAGAUCCUCAGUGCAUCUGUUAUUGAAGAGAGUCCCAUAACCAGUGUUGUCUUACAGGAUCCACCCCCUUCCGAGCAACAGGUUUUAACGGAAUCUUCAGGUAAAAUUGAAACUGUCACCCCAACACAAACGCCCCAGUCUCAGAACGAUCUUCAGAACAUGGACAAUGACGGCCCCUCUGAGAAUGCUCCAACUCAUGUAUCUGAUGUGAAGCUGGACCUCAGUCUCAAGGAACCCACUGACUCCUCCCACAAAGGGAAAGUGGAUGUAAACACUUCCAGUAUAACAGAGCAGCAAGACACCUCAGAAAACAUACAAAUCCGUUCCCGGUCGGACAGCACACUCCCUGGCUCAGAAUCUGAUGCUGAUUCAGUGCAGACGUCUUCUAGCUACAAGUCAGGUGAACCCAAGGCCACAGCAAAGUUGGAGAGUAGAAGUAACGGUACAAAAAAUAUGUCCUCUUCUCGCUCCAAAUUAGAGGAAACCGAAAAAAGUUCUAACCAUUCACGUUCUGAGAAGGACGAAAGAACCUCGAGUUACUCAAAAUCUGACCGAGAAUUAAGGUCAACAUCUGACCGAGAAUUAAGGUCAACCUCUGACCGAGAAUCAAAGCACACACCCUCGCGGUCAUCCCGCAAUGACAAAGGCCGCAGAAGGACUAAGAGUCGGUCGAGGUCCAGAUCAAGAGGUCCCCGGACGAGUUCCAGAUCUGAGACACGCUCCAGAUCUGAGAGAUCUAGAAGCGAGAGAGGGUCAGGAUCACGGUCUGAUCGGUCAUAUUACGACUCUGAGCGGAGGUCAGGGGGUCACAGAAGUUCUCCGUACAGAGAGAGGAGAGGCAGCUCUCGCUCUCGGACCGAUAGCAGCAGAGUCCGCGGCGACAGCUCUGACUCUGAAGAUGACCACAGAAGAACUCGGACUAGAACAAGUGAUUCCAGCAGGUCAUCCACCCAUUCUAGCUUGCAGAGAGAUUCAAAGUCAUACUUAUCUCACUCGAAAUCUGAGCGAGACUCGAAAUCUGAACGAGAUUCAGAGAUAGAUAAAAUAACACAAUCUUCUAAGUCUGAGAGGGCCUCAAAGAGAACUGUUGACUCCAGUUCCCUCCAAAAGUGCUCUACUGAUGUAGAACCUAAUCACAGGAAAUCCAACACCCACUACAAGCCGGACAUCGGUGUUCGAUCCACUCGUUCCAGUCCACAUGCCCUCUCUCAAACAUCAGACAAACGUCUCCAGAGAAGUAGCUAUAGUGAAUCUGAGGUAGCUCACAAAGGGAAGUCUCAGUCACAGGGCUCUGACCGCUCUUCUGGUUCUGAAGGGGCAUGGACUUCUUCCACCAGUAAAUCAGACUCUAAGCAAAUGUCUGCCACCAUGUCAUCAGGGAAAACUAAUAGACAAUCAAAGGACACAUUUCACAGUCCCAAUAAGAUACAAACCCCUUCUGAUGCUCACCCUCAGAGCAAAAAUGACAUAGCAGGAGCAGAUUCCCAUCUAGCAGAUACUUGCCAAAGGGAGGAUGUUGGCAACAUGAAUGACAUCACAUCCCAAGAUAAAGGCUUACAAAAACCAACUCUGUCUUUACCGUCAAAUUGUGAUCCAACUGACAGAUUGCAAGAACCAGCGUUGGAUCUAGUUAAUGAGAAGAUCCAUCAUUGCAUUGAGGUUCAGAAUGACUCGGCAGCAACUUUACCGAACAACUCUAGUGGAGACCAAUUAUGUGAAAAAUUUGCCUUAGGGGACAUUGACAAUGUUAAUAAAAGCCUUUGCUCUGAACAAACGAAAGAUGCACAGCGUGUAGACCCCCAAAUAGAAUCCACUGAGAAGUGGGUUGAUGUAACCAACUCUAGCUUUUCCUGCAGUAAUGACAGAGUAAUACCCAGCCAGGAUAAGACUGUUUUUCAAGAUUCAGUUGGGUCAAAGUCAUUACCAUCUACAGUAGAUGUAUCUAUCAGAGACCACCCUAAGCAGAACACUAAACCAGAAAAUACUGUGUGUUCGAGUAGAAAUGUGAAUAUCAACAUGCAGUCUUGCAAAAACGUCCCUCUCAAAUCUGAACCCUCUAGUCCUGAACCUCAGUUUUCCAACCAGACUGAACAACAGAACUCUAGUUUAAGGAAAAACAGAGGUAAAACAAAACAAUCACGUUGGGAUAUUGUUGGACAAGACGCCUCAGACAGUGAUAAUCCUCAGAAAUUGCCUUCCCAAGAAAGUAAACCUGCUGUGAAAAAGGUAAUCUCCGUCAAGAGAAUUGAGUUUUCUCAAGACAUCAGCCAGGAAGAUCCGUCUCUGAAGGGUCAACUGAAAUGGGAAGCUGAGUUGCAUUCCAAGACGAUUAAGCAAGAAGUUAUUAUCACACAAGGACACAGCUCAGCACCAAUAACUUUUGGGAACGACCAAUCAGAGUCCGCAAACCCAACUGCACAACCAGGCACCUGUGAAACCAGCAGUGACCAUUUAGACAUCAAACCCCACGUCAGCCAAAUGGAUGGAGAUCCCUCACUUUUAAAUAAUACCUCACAUGUAGACCGAGCUAGAAGGGAGCAGUGUAGGAAUGACGAUGGUAAUGAAGAGAAACCUAAAGAUGGCCCUCACAAGAGCAAACCUCUGACGACACUAGUGUCGAGCCAGGACGCUGUAGGCCAAAGCGAGGACAGUGACACUGACGAUUCAGAGUCUGACUCAGACUGCGGUGUUGCCGUGAAACGGAUGCACUCUGUGGUGGUUGUACCAAAGAAUUCCACCCUGACUCACUCGGACACAACAGACAAGCCCGCGUCUCCCUGCACUCCAAGCACUAGCCCAGGACGUCAACAACACGCUAACAGGGCCAGUGGCCAAGAGGGUGAUCUGGACAGGAAUGAGAUGCCAAGCAGAGUAAGCCCUCAGCAGAGACAUAGAGGCUUUCCCGCCAUGUGUGAGAGCACUAGGCAGGCCAGUAAUCCUUGUGUUGAUGGAAGUCUCUCUGCACAUGACAUCAUGGUAUACCAAUCGCAGAGCAACAUGGUCGAUAGCACCAGCCAGCUCGAGGGCUCCAACGCCACCGAUGCCCAGCCUUCUAAGGAUCCUUAUAGCAGUGCCCGUGAGAGACCAAAGAUUGGUGAUGCAACGGUGAGCCAGAUUGCUUCCCACAGCCUUGAGAACUCCUUCAGGCAGUCUGACACAGGGCAUCCACAGCAUUAUGGAAGUGGCAGGGGUGGCAGGAUGCUUUCCCGUUACCAACAUGGAGACUUUGCUAGCUCUGAUGACUUCAACAGCAGUCUGGGCUGGGACUUCACACAGUCGGAGCAGCCCAGCAGUACGUACCAGCAGCCUGACAGCAGCUAUGGGGCAUCCCAACAGCAUCCUAACACACAACAGCCAGGGAACUCUUCUUUGGGGCAGGUGUACAGGACAAACAAUGGGGCCUACUGGACCCAACUACCAACUACAACUCCACCCACCUGCAGACCGGUCUACCUCCAUGUGCCUGCAACACAUUAUCAGGAGCCUGUUGGUCAAGUCCAUCCUGACUCCUUGACUAAUGACUGUGAUGAGGACAGUGAAGGGAAACCAGCAGGCCUUAGUAGACUAGAUGUUGGAUGCAAUGGUCCCAAGCUUCCAGGCUCGCUAGCCUUUGUACAAGCCCAUGAAAUAAGCAGCAACUGUAGAGGCUCUGUCCAUGCCACUCCAGAGAAUAUUUCCAUAGUUGAACCCCCCAGAGACAAGGACAACUCAAGGCCCCACAGAGGCAGGGGUCCUCCCAAGAAAAGGCGUCCAGAAAUGGAGUCAGAUUCGGACAGCGAGGCAGAACCUGUGCUGGCUAGCAAAAGGGAGCGACUGGCAGAGAGGGAGCUCCCCAAGGUCUCCAAAGAAUCCAGGGAGAUUCCAGGUCAGGCUGAGGUGCAACGCCCUUUGCUCAGUCUGAGGGAUUUCCGGGACGCCAGCAACUGGAGGGAGAUGGCAAGGUCUAAGAAGAUGCCACCAUACUUUGACCUGAUUGAGGAAAACCUGUAUCUGACUGAACGGAAGAAGAACAAGUCUCACCGAGACAUCAAGCGAAUGCAGUGUGAGUGCUCUAUGCUCUCGAGGGAGGAGAAGUCUCGUGGAAUGAUGGCUUGUGGGGAGGACUGCCUUAACCGUCUGCUGAUGAUCGAGUGCUCGUCACGCUGCCUGAAUGAAGGCUACUGCUCCAACCGGCGCUUCCAGAUGAAACUGCAUGCGGACUUUGAGGUCAUCCUGACUGAAGAUAAGGGCUGGGGACUGAGGGCGGCCAGGGACCUGAUACCAAACACUUUUGUGCUGGAGUACUGCGGAGAGGUGUUGGACCACAAGGAGUUCAAGACACGGGUGAAAAAAUACGCUAGCAUGAAGAACAUCCACUACUAUUUCAUGGCCUUGAAGAAUAACGAGAUCAUAGAUGCCACACUGAAGGGGAACUGCUCUCGCUUCAUGAACCACAGCUGUGAGCCCAACUGUGAGACCCAGAAGUGGACUGUGAACGGCCAGCUGAGAGUUGGGUUCUUCACCUCCAAGACCGUCACAGCUGGUACAGAGCUUACCUUCGAUUACCAGUUCCAGAGAUAUGGGAAAGAGGCCCAGAAGUGCUUCUGUGGGGCUCCCAGCUGCCGAGGCUUCCUGGGCGGGGAGAACAGGGUCAGUGUAAGAGCAGCGGCAGGGAAGAUGAAGAAAGAGCGCCCUCGCAAGAAGGACACCUCCGUGAGCAAUGCACUCACUACGGUGGACGAGGAACUAGAGGCUCUGCUGGAGAACGGGGAGGGUCUGUAUGAUGAGAAGGAGGUGGUGUCUCUCUGCAGGCUGAUGGUCAGAGUGGAGACCAUGGAGCAGAAACUCAUCUGCCUCAAACUUAUCCAAGAUACCCAGAGCCCAUCCUGUCUGAAGCAGUUCCUGGACCAUCACGGUCUGUCUCUACUGUGGAUCUUCAUGGUGGAGCUCUCUGAAGCCAAGGGCAACAGUAUCAACAACAUCAAACUGCAGUUUCAGAUCAUGAAGACCCUGUCAGCGCUGCCCAUCUCCACUAAGAACAUGUUGGAGGAGAGUCAUGUCCUGAGCCUCAUCCAGCGCUGGGCCCAAACACACUCCCUCCCCCAGGCCCCCGGGGCCGAACAGGACGGCUACUCCAGUGAGAACAUGUCUCGCGCCCAGACCCCUCUCAACACUCCCGACGGCUCCUCUGCCUCCGUCGCCAAACUGGGCCCUGAGUUGGACAGCGACACUCCCAAACGGGCCGUUUAUCGUCGCCUCAAGAUCAGCGAGAACAGCCUGGACAGCGCCAUGUCGGACGCCAGCAAGGCCUCGGACGGUAAGGAGGAGGAAGAGGAGGAUGAAGAGAUGGAGGACGAGGAGGUCUCGCGAUCUGAGCCUCCAGUGGAGAGCAGCAAACGGUCCAAGACAGAGCUGGUGGUUGAGGUCCAGGCUCAGACUCCCACAACGGAGGAGCUGCCAGAAGAGCCAGUCACAGAGCUGGUGGUUGAGGUCCAGGCUCAGACUCCCACAACGGAGGAGCUGCCAGAAGAGCCAGUCACAGAGCUGGUGGUUGAGGUCCAGGCUCAGACUCCCACAACGGAGGAGCUGACAGAAGAGCCAGUCACAGAGCUGGUGGUUGAGGUCCAGGCUCAGACUCCCACAACGGAGGAGCUGACAGAAGAGCCAGUCACAGAGCUGGUGGUUGAGGUCCAGGCUCAGACUCCCACAACGGAGGAGCUGCCAGAAGAGCCAGUCACAGAGCUGGUGAUUGAGGUCCAGGCUCAGACUCCCACAACGGAGGAGCUGACAGAAGAGCCAGUCACAGAGCUGAAGGAAACACCAGAGGAGGUGGUGGAGACCAUGGAGAUCACAGAACCCCAAGCGGAGAGCCAAGACGCUACAGAUCAGGAGGAGGUGAAUGAGAAGGGCGGUGACGAGGAGGUGAAUGACGAGAGGAGUGAGGGACAGAAGGAGAGCAGAGAGGAGAAGGAGCAGCAGCAGGCAAGUCAGUCAGUGGAGGAGAGGGAGGUUGUGGCAGGAGAGCAGGCCAACGUGGAGGUCCAGGAAUCAUCACAUAUUCAGACGGAAGUUACUGAGACCCCUUCAGCGGAGCAGCCUGCCGAGGAGAAGGAAGAGGAGACCACCACAGCAGAGACUGGGACUGAAGAUACAGAAAAGGCUCCAGGCAGCCAGGAACAUCCAGGCCAGGUGGCCCCCGAGGGUCCCCCGGAGGUGGCCCCUGGCACUGAGGACGCUGCCCAGGUAGUGACCCCUGCCUCGGAGGCCCCUCCACCUCCCUCUCCGGUGGUCCCCGUGGAGCCUGCGGUGGUGGGGACACCCUCGCAGGAUGAGGAGGAGGGUGUGUCUGAUGUAGAGAGCGAGAGGAGCCAGGAAGCCCUGCUCAGUGCUGUGGAUAUAGGAGACAUGGCUGCUAGGCUGCUGGACAGCUGGAAGGACCUGAAGGAGGUGUACAGGAUCCCCAAGAAGAGCCAGGUGGAGAAAGAGAUACACGAUCGUAGUCGAGACCGAGACGCCGCCCCGGCUCGCACCCCCUCCGGCAGCCGGGAACGUGAGAGGGAACGUGAUAGGGAGCGGGACAGGGAGAGGGACAGGGAACGAGAUCGAGAACGAGAACGGGACAGGGAGCGUGACCGGGAGCGUGACAGAGAAAGGGACAGGGACUGGGAGAGAGACCGGGAGAGAGAUAGAGAGAGAGACUGGGACAGAGACUCUGAGAAGACACCCCGCAGCACAGAGAGACGGAGGAGACGUGCCUCCACCUCCCCACCGCCCUCUGCAUACGAGAGGAGCAGCAGGAGACAGGAGGACCGGUUUGACCUGGCUAACAGCAGUAAGAAGACUCGUUCCAUCACCAAGGAACGCACCAAGCUGUCCACAGAGGAGCGCAGGAAGCUGUUUGAGCAGGAGGUGGCCCAGCGCGAGGUCCAGAAACAACAACAACAACAGUUACAACAACAUCAACAACAACAACAGUUACAUCAACAACAACAGUUACAACAACAUCAACAACAACAACAACAUCAACAGCGGCAGCAGCAGCUCCAGACUCUAGCCUAUGAUGCAGCCCUGACCUACAAUACCAGCCCAGCUGGCUUCAUCCACUACCCCCCCGGCUACCCCCUCCAGACCUACGUGGACCCCGUCAACCCCAACGCAGGCAAGGUGCUGCUGCCUACCCCUCCCGUGGAGCCCCUGGUCCCAGCCACUCUGGUCUUGGAGCAGACCCCUCCUCAGGCUCUGAUCACCGAGCUGAGCAUGACCUCUCCCUCCUCUACCUCCCAGCCCCCUCCAGUCUCCAACUUCUCCAGCAUCUCCCAACACAUCCACCAAUCCACUACGCCUCUGGAGCUCCACCCCGGCACCGUCCAGCAGUAUGCCCAGCAGCCCAGCGUGGCGGGCCAGGACCCGGGUGUAGGCGUGCUGUCAGCCGUGUCAGCGCCCCCUCAGGUGUCGGCGGGCCAGGGGAGUUACGCCACGCUGUGGGACCCUACCACCCAGCAGGCUGUGACGGUACAGACCCAGGUAGCACCACAGUACCAGGUUGUCCCAGCACCACCUCCCACCCAGACAGCCAUCUACUACCAGGGCCAGCCCUGUCAGACCAUCUAUAGCAUCCCCACGGCCUAUCCACAGGCUAACACACCUGUCCUGCAGGCCUACGCUGAUCCGGCUGCCAACUACCUCCAUGGUCAGCCGGUGUACGCAGGUCACCAGCAAGGAGUGGUGGUUCAGCAGGGGGGUACGGUCACUACCAUCGUCACCUCACAGACUGUCCAGCAGGAGAUGCCCAACACUCUGUUAGUCCCCAACAGUAUGAUAGACCUGCCCCCUCCUUCUCCUCCCAAACCCAAAACCAUUGUCCUGCCCCCCAGCUGGAAGGUAGCACGGGAUGGAGAGGGAAAGAUCUACUAUUAUCACGUCAUCACCAGGCAGACUCAGUGGGAUCCUCCCAGCAGCUGGGACGGGGUCAGUGAAGACUCUCACAGCUUAGACCACGAGGCUGAGAUGGACCUGGGGACGCCCACCUAUGACGAGAACCCCUCCAAGUUCUCUACUAAGACAGCAGAGGCAGACACAUCCAGUGAGCUGGCCAAGAGGAGCAAGGAGACAUUCCGGAAAGAGAUGUCACAGUUCAUUGUGACCUGCUUGAAUCCGUUCCGGAAACCAGACUGCAAACUGGGACGCAUUGUCAACACCGAGGAUUUCAAACACCUUGCCAGAAAGCUAACUCACGGCGUGAUGAACAAGGAGCUGAAGUCCUGUAAGAACCCAGAGGACCUGGAGUGCAACGAGAACGUCAAGCACAAGACCAAGGAGUACAUCAAGAAAUACAUGCAGAAGUUCGGCAACAUCUACCGGCCCAAAGAGGACACUGAGCUGGACUAACACUGCGUCUGACUGGAGGAACAGAACGGGGAUCAAGACUUGAAAAUAUGAUUAGGCUACAGUUGUUUGGGGCCCUCAAACGGUGAAAGGAGACACACUGAAACCCAGAUUAAAGUCAAGUCACGCUGGGAAACUGAACUGUGGAGGUGGGAUCACUCCAGACACAUAUUUAUGUUGACUAAGACUGUGUCUUAAACUGAUGCCUUGAAGGCUUGCCGCCGGGCCCACUAACUAAUGGGAGGGGACUAGUGGGAGGGGGGCGAGAAUCAUGAGGAGGAGGGAGGUGUCUCCCAAGGGGCGGAGGCUCCAGGUGAAGUGUCCACAGAGAAGUGUGCGACACCUAGGCUGCGUCUCAACUAGCACCCUAUUCUCUGUGCCCUAUGUAGGGAAUAGGGUGCUGUUUGGCACUCAGACCCAGAGAGGGGUGCUACAUUGACCUAUAGUGUCACUAUCAUGUUAGCUUUCUACAUUUUUUUCCAGUUUAACUUUCUUACCUAACUAACAAUGUUUUCAAAUCUUAUCUACAUAUUCUCUCUAGAACUCUUCCUCCCCUGUCUGAAAAGGAUUCAUGAAAGAGUCAGACAUACCAUCAUUUUAAAUUGCUCUUCAAUGUUUUUCCACUGUUGGGAUGUUGCUGUAUGAAGUCCAGCAGUGGCAAUUAACCAGUCAAAAUGGAUCCGUGUAAAGAAAGACAAAAUCGCUGUUUGUCCAUAUGACUGGCUUUCCCCUGGUGCGCCCGCCCGCCACACCCCCAAGCCAGCCAUUGACUCGACUAGGGUAUCUGGUGCCCUCCCUGCCUUCAGACCACAUCCUCCGGAGCCUCUGUUGUUAUAUGAAUGCUUGAUGGAGGCUGGGUUCGGUCCGGAUGGAGGCUGGGUUCGGUCCGGAUGGAGGCUGGGUUCGGUUCGGAUGGAGGCUGGGUUCGGAUGGAGGCUGGGUUCGGUUCGGAUGGAGGCUGGGUUCGGUUCUAUCGUGCUGACUGGUGUACUUAUGGGAAUUCCUCCAUGGCUACUUACCAAAUAGCACCCUAAUUCCCUAAAAAGAGCACUACUUUAGACCAGGGCCCAUAGGGGAAUCGCAGAGUGCACUACUUUAGACGAGAGCUCUAUGUAGGGAAUAGUGUUCAUUUGGGACAUAGUCCAUGUUCCAAUGCUCCCUCCCUGAGUACAUUUUUUUUUAUACAAAAAUUGAAGAAUGAACUUUAUUAUGAAGCUUGUUCUCUUCAGUGGGUCAGACAGACAGACGGACGACUUGGUGGUGAAUAAGGAACAGCAGGGGACGGGGUUACUGAUCAAUGUUUUUGUCUUUAAUUAACUUGUUCUCUUCAGUGGGUCAGACAGACAGACGGACGACUUGGUGGUGAAUAAGGAACAGCAGGGGACGGGGUUACUGAUCAAUGUUUUUGUCUUUAAUUAACUUGUACUAUGAAGUGAACAGAAUUUGGAUGCUAUCAGACACAUGAUGCUUAUGUGUCAGUCAGUCUGUCCCUCGUUCCGUUUCGACCCCCCUCCUCCACAAUGGGGUGUGGCGUGGUCAUUUUAACUUUUUUUUUUUACUAUUAUAAUUCCUUUAGACGGGCAUCAGAGGCGCCUGUGCUGUCGUCUUGUUGCUACACAAGCUGUUUUACUCCUUAGUCUCCGGGGUAACAAGGUUUGUGUCCUGUCGUCAGGGUUACCGGUUCAUAGGCUUGGGGUUGUUAAUCCUUUAGGUAACUCUCACACCACCAUUUAAAUUGCAUUAAAACCAUGUUCAAACACACAUGUAUUAUAGUGCUUUAUAUGUGAAUAUAUUGAGAAAUAGUUUGAGAAUGUUUAGGUAAGCAGAGUCUUUGUGAAAGGAUGGACUGUUGGUCCGUGAUAUAACCUGUCAAUAGCCUGGUGUCAGUAUACCAAACACAGGUGAAUGAAGGGGGGGGGGGUCGAGGUGAGUACCCCUGUCUGCUCCAGCAGCUCAAAUCAACACCUCCUUCCUCUGUAAGCUAAAGCCAGGAUUCCACCGAUUCACAGCCUCUUGUUUGAAUUUUAUUUUAUUUUGGUGGUGGGGGUUGCAGCAAUUUUUCUGUUUUGUUUGUUUUGAGACUUUUUUUUUUGUAUGUACAAAGAGUUUCACCCCAACUCUACUGUAAGUACUGUGCAAGCACAUUGUCAUACUGACUGUACAAACAUUUUAAAAGAAAAAUAAAGUUUUUGUAAAAAUGUG